Messenger RNA from Solea senegalensis (Senegalese sole), 3482 nucleotides. RefSeq names its product secretory carrier-associated membrane protein 1-like. The transcript is spliced from 10 exons. Lineage: Eukaryota; Metazoa; Chordata; Actinopteri; Pleuronectiformes; Soleidae. Gene Ontology annotation, cellular component: recycling endosome membrane; trans-Golgi network membrane. Gene Ontology annotation, biological process: protein transport. Bases 16 to 1074 code for a protein of 352 amino acids. The record is from RefSeq and is a predicted model, not a curated record.
AAAAAACGCGACACAAUGUCUGAUUUUGACAGCAACCCGUUCGCAGACCCGGACUUCAGCAACCCUUUCCAGGAUCCUUCUGUGACGCAGGUGACUCGGUCUGCCCCACCUGGUGGUUUGGAGGAAUAUAACCCCUUCACAGAUGCCAGAACGGCAGCCCCUGGAAAUGCUCCCAAACCUACUCCAGCCCCUUCCCAGAACACGCAACCUGCCAUCAUGAAACCUACAGAAGAACCACCUGCUUAUUCACAGCAACAGACUCAGCAGAGGCGCAAUGAGGACCAAGCACGUGCUCAGGCAGAGUUGUUGAGAAGGCAGGAGGAGUUGGAGAAGAAAGCAGCUGAGCUUGAUCGUCGGGAAAGAGAAUUACAGUCCCAUGGAGCCGCGGGAGGUCGUAAGAACAACUGGCCUCCAGUGCCAGAAAAGUUCCCUGUUGGCCCAUGUUUCUAUCACGAUAUUGCAGUCGACAUCCCUGUAGAGUUCCAGAAGACGGUCAAGAUCAUGUACAACCUUUGGAUAUUUCACGCAGGCACACUUUUUGUGAACAUGUUUGGCUGCUUAGCCUGGUUCUUUGUGGACGCAUCUCGUGGCGUAGAUUUUGGUCUGGCAAUCCUAUGGUUUCUGCUCUUCACCCCCUGUUCCUUUGUCUGCUGGUACAGACCACUUUACGGGGCUUUUAGGAGUGACAGCUCAUUCCGCUUCUUUGUCUUCUUCUUCGUCUAUAUCUGUCAGUUUGGGGUUCACGUCCUACAAACCAUCGGCAUCACUGGCUGGGGAACAUGUGGCUGGAUUGCAGCUUUAACUGGUCUGAACACCAGUAUCCCAGUGGGCAUCAUUAUGUUACUGAUUGCUGCUCUGUUCACUGCACUGUCUGUGGGCUCGCUCAUCAUGUUUAAAAAGGUGCACGCGCUCUAUCGUACCACCGGUGCUAGUUUUGAGAAGGCUCAGCAGGAGUUCGCAACCGGAGUCAUGUCGAACAAGACCGUUCAGACUGCGGCCGCUAACGCCGCGGCCAAUGCUGCAACCAAUGCUGCAACCAAUGCUGCUCGUGGAGCCUUCAAACCUCAUCCAUAAACUGACACAUGCCCACACACACACACACACACUCAUGCUUACACAUACACACUCAUGCUUACACACACACACACACACACUGAUAAGAUGGAGAUGCACAGCUCUGGCCCAGUUCCUCGGAUCCAACAUAUAUACAGGAAGGUGCCCAGAGCUGUCCACCCUCACCUAAGAGUCAGUCACACAUCCACCAUGUCUGCUUCUCAGUCAGCUGACUAUAUGCUCACAUCCCCUGAAAUGUCCACUUAGCGAGUUAAGGUGUUCUCCUUGAGUGUGUGGGAUUUCAUGUCAAUUUUCUUACUCACUACUUCGCUCCCAUGUCAUGCUGAGGUGAUCCUACGUCAGGCAGAGAUUGGCAUUUCGAGCAUACCUUAUUUUUGUCAUGGUGACGACCUGCAAGCCGCUUCCUGCCUGGUAAACACAGUGUUGAGUUCAUGAAAAAGUGAUAAUCUGAUCACGGUGUUGCACAUGAAUCUGUUUUCUUGAUCGCGUACUGACACGAGUAUAUGUUUGAAUGGCUGCGGCUGUGUGUGAAUGUGUACUUCACUAAAAGAAAAAUGUGGCUCCAGUGUGGAGGGUUUUUUUUAUAAUACACUGCUUGGUCAUGGAGAUGUGAAAGGUGAAUUUCACCUUGGACUAUAUCAGCGCUUCUAAUCUCAGACAAUACCAUUGUGAUGAUGGUAAAAUGUCAUUCUUAAAGAAAAAAAAAAAAUGGGAUUAUGUGUGUAUGUUGUGAUGAAAGGACCUGCCCGCAGUCCCCAACAGUGCUCCGAUGACCUCUGUGUGCUACUUUGUUUGGAAAAGUGGGCUUGGUCGGCAUCUCUGUAGCUUACUAAGAUGUGACAGCAUGAAAAUGACGUGCUUUAACAGCGGAAGAAUUUCUUCCCUCAUGUAUUUUCCAUCGGUUUUCUGUGAGAAGCGAGUUAUAAAACUACUGCAUGUCCCAGUGGCUGUUUGACAGGUCACCAGUUCUCACCACUAACGUUUAUGUAGUUCCAGGGCUUUCAUGGGCUGGUUCAGCAAAAAAAAAAAAGCAGAGAACGCCCUUUCCUUUAUGUACGUGUGUAUGUUUGGCAUUAACUGUGUGGCUCUCUCCUCGGUUGUUUUCUUUCACACUUGGUUAGAAACUAACGCGCUAAUGAGUCUGAGAGUUGCAGAGUCGUAGCCUCCUGUUUUCAUGUUUCCUGUAGAUGGAGGACACAUGGUCCCUACAGAGUGAUUACUGAGAGAAGUGACCUGGCUUUUCUCACUGAAGACGACCUGGACAGUGUUAAAGCUAUUCCUUUAGAAUACCCUGUAUAGAAAACAUAAUAAAUACACUGAUACUGGUGAUUUUUUUUGGUAUUUGUUUCAUUUCAUAGCCAAAAUAGAUUGGACUUGAUGCACAUUCUAUGUCAUCACUAAGAAAUGUUAAUUUAUACACAAUAGCGUGGGUGUUUUUCAGCACAAAGUUGUACAGACUACUGUCAUUAAGGUGAAAUAUGGACGUGGAUUACAUUAAUGUUGUGGUUUAGCACCUCAUAGUGGUGAAGAGUGGAUGUUACACACACGUGUGGCAUUAAAACAAUGUAGUGGGUGAGAAACUUGAGGAGAAGAUCAACUUUUCAUGAAGUAGUUAAGCCUACAUUUUGUAAGCAGUUCAUGUUAUUUUGGACAUCAUAUCUUUUAAUGUAUUGCACAUUUCUUGUUUUGCGUCAAUUUUCAUGCAAAAGACGAACAUCGGUUUUAUUUAUGGCGUAAUUUAUGUUGUUUGCAUUUCAGUUGUGUUUGGUUUUGGUUUUAAAGUGUGUUUUUGUAAAAAUGACAUGAUCGUAGCAUCAGCUAGAUUUAAAAAAGAAAAAGUGUUAAAUUACUUGCGAGUUGUGUAUGUGUGGGUAAAACUGUGUGUAUGAUUGGUGAACGAACAAGGAAAAUCGCCCUCAAGUGUUAUUCUAAGUCCUGAAAAGCUGUGAGAGAUCUACCAAAUGUCAUGUAGGUUGUUUUUUUUCCAUCUUGGUUUGUGAUGUGUUCCCUUAUCAUAUUUUACUUUAAGGUAUUAACUACUUAUUAACUACUACACUGACAGAAUUUCCAUGUAUCUAUAAUUUGAAGCAGUUGUUAAAUGAAACCGUGCCACAGUGAAUAUUUUGUCGACGUGUUUGAUGAGCUGGCCCGCAGUGCCAGUGAUGUGUUUGAAGUCUGCCGACACCAAACUUUGUUUUUGACCACUGGCCUUUUUAUUUCACUGAAUUAAAGAAGAAAGUCAUUCAAAAGGGACACUUGUAUAUUUUGUAAAAUUGAAAAUUUGAUCUCCAUUAUCAGAAACAUGUAAAAAGAAAAUGUAAUGCACUCUUGUCUGGCCUUUGUCGCAUGUGAAAUAGUUUGAGUUUUGUAUAUUUAUGGUAUUAACAUUAAAUAAAAUUUGAAAGAAA